Messenger RNA from Capronia epimyces CBS 606.96, 1482 nucleotides. RefSeq lists its product as uncharacterized. Lineage: Eukaryota; Fungi; Ascomycota; Eurotiomycetes; Chaetothyriales; Herpotrichiellaceae. The transcript has a single exon. Gene Ontology annotation, molecular function: hydrolase activity. The record is from RefSeq and is a predicted model, not a curated record. The coding region runs from base 1 to 1482 and encodes 493 amino acids.
AUGCCUGCGAGUUCGUCGACAAUGAACAACUCCAGCUCAGAGGAGUCCUACGACAUGACGGAGGCCAAAGACUUUGCUCCACCACCUGCACAGAGCCCCAAGAGCGCCAAAGUGUUCUUCAACAACAUCGCAGACUUCGAAAACGCGUCCACCAUUGAUCCUCCUGAGAACAUGCUCGCCGAAACCUUUUCCACCGAAACCAGAGCCGGCAGACCACGUUCCAUGUCCCACCAUCUUUCAAGCAAGAAGAUCCCCUCAAGGCGGCUGCUCAAGAUCAAAGCGAAGUUCUGGAGGUCGCUCAUGACCCUGGCAAUGCAUUUUCACGAUUUCGCGCCGCCUCGACCACCACCCCCGGCGUUCAAACAUAAGAUCCCCACGGACACUACUCCCAUCGAACUCUUCUUCUACCUUCCCCCCAGAUACGAAGACACUCUUCGCAGGGACCCUUCUUUCCGCUUUCCUGCUGUCAUAAACUUCCACGGAGGUGGAUUUUGUCUAGGCGAUGCAAGAGAUGAUCGAUAUUGGGCAAGAGUUGUUCUGGAGCAUACCAACGCCAUCUUCGUGAGCGUCAACUACCGUCGGGCUCCCGAACACCCAUUUCCUGUACCGGUAGAUGAUUGCGUUGAGUCAAUCCUCUACGUGGAGGAACACGCGGCAGAAUUACAUAUCGAUGCGUCCAACCUCGCUCUCUCUGGAUUCUCCGCCGGCGGUAAUCUGGCAUUCAGUGCCUCAUUCCGCCUGGCAUAUCACAGAGGAAUGGAUGCAAUGGAUUGGAGGUCGUCCCGGCCCACAACGUCUCACAGCGUUGUAACAACGUCUCACAGCGUUGUAACUGAUGCUGAAGGCACCGAUCGUGAAGGAAAUGACCACGAUAUCCACAGCCUCGUCACUCCCAUUCACUCGACCUCCAACCUCCUGCGGGACCGGACGGACACCCCGUUACGGAUUCGCUCUAUAGUUGCCUGGUAUCCUCUACUAGACUGGACAAUGUCUCGAAGCCGAAAGAUACGCGAGUCUCGCAAUCCGAAGAAAUGUCUACCCAAAACCUUCACCGACCUCUUUGACUUUUCUUAUCUCCCUCCUCCAGACGUUUCAGGCGACCAUUGUAGUCCCUAUGCCUCGCCAGGUCUUGCACAGGAUCACAUGAUUUGCGACGGCCUACCGGCUGAUAUUCAAAUGUGGCUCUGUGAGUGGGACAUGCUGCUCCGCGAAGGCCAAAUCUUCGCCGAUCGUCUUGACAGACUUGGCAAGAGAAUCGACACUAAACUGAUACCACGCGUGCCUCACGCAUGGGACAAAUCGCCCAACCCCUUCCGAGACCAGAGGGCAAUCGAUAUCUUGUAUACGAAGUCAGCAAUGAACCUAAAUAAGGUGUUCCAAGAUAAAGAAGGAUAUGGUCCUGCAAACUCGAUGAGUUCUCUCCAUGCCACGGAUUCCAUUAUUGAGAGGCAACCAAGACGAAGUAUUGUCUUACCGAUAUGA